AUGGCUCCCAGAAGAGUCAUUGCCGACUCCGAUGACGACGACGAGGAUUUCAGCCCCAUCAAGCUGACGUCGGGGCCUGAAGAUACAUUCCAAGAUGUGCAACCUGAAAUGGAGCCGCUGAGUCCUCAGCACCAACCUGCCAGCCCAUUGGUCCGGCAACAUUCUUUACUGGCUGUCGCCAAUGCGCAAGAUGAUACCUCAGGAUCUACGAGUCCAUCCUUCUUUGCAAAUAUUCACGAGGUGCAUCAGGUCAAGGGAAUACAGGCUCAGCAGUCGCGACUUGUUGAAAACAUUGUACGCCAGAGCCAGAAGGCCAGCCGCAGCAGUGGCGAUGUCUCUCUGCCAACCCAAGGACAAGGCAGGGGCAGAAAGGCAGUGGCUCAUGGGAGCUCUGCCGCUACUGAUGUGACGAGUCCAGUUCCAGGAGCCAAGUCUGGGCCCAGGAAGAGUCAGCUGGCCCAGAUCAGUGAUGCAACAGAGCUCACAACUCCCCGGAAAAGUGCAGAACGGGACGAAUGGGAUGUUCCGAGCAGCGGAGACGAGGGGAAGCGUCACAAGAAGAACGAAAGAUCGUCUGGCCCAAGCACAGACGACUCGAGCAAAAUUUAUGUGGCCCAAAGCAACUUGUCAGCCAGCCAGAAACGUCAGUAUCGGAAAGUGCAAGUUCUAGAUUCUCACUCUGGCGAAUCAGCCAUACCCGACUCCGUGGGUCAGAUGCAGCCACCAUCAAACUACAAGUCUAGUUGUGCAACAACUGUUGCUGUCUCGACGCCCAGCAGAUAUGCUUCUUCUGGACCGCGGCUCCCAUACGAGAUUGAGCAAUCGGCUGAUGUUGGCAAACCAAGUGCCGCAAUCGAUUUGACCUUAUCAUCACCAGAUGCUAUCACUGUUGGCGGCGCGGAUCAGGAAGGGGACCAAAGCCCGGUCCGACGAUCGUCCGUCAAGAGAAAGAGGCCCGUUGUUCGGGACGACGACGACGAACUUGGCCUAGACGAAAACUUCUUCGAGCAACCAUCUAGUGAUCCUGACUCGGACUAUGACACGGCUGGCCGAAAACCCACCAAGAAGGCUAAGCAGCCAGCAAACUCGUCCAGUGCUGCUGCUAAAAAAGAACCCAAGAAACGCGGUCGCAAGAAGAAACUGCCAGUCGAUGAUGACGUUGUCAUUGACGAUGAAGUGAAAAUUGUCGAACCCUUAUUAAUGACUGCCCCUCCGACAAUCCCAGAAAUAAAUUCUGCAGAGGAGAAACCGAAGAAGAAGAGGGGCAGACCACGGAAGUCAGAAGCUACCCAACCAGCCGGUGCAUCAAUCGAACCGCUCAUCGAGAAGGGGCAGCCAGUACAUCAACCGAGUAGAAACUAUGCACCGCCCGAGAAUGAAGAGGGCGAGGAUGAUGCCACGGCAGAGAAAGAGAGUCGGGGACAAUCAGCAACGGUUGACUCAACUGAGGACGAGGUGGUGACACAGACUGAGGACAAGAGAGAGAAGGGUCCCAGUGGGAGCGCGUCUCCACUUAAGGAAACAGAUCGCAAUGUUCUGGGCAGGUCACAGUCUACAGUCUCGGAUUCCGAUAAGUCAAUGAGUAAGUCCAUGGCAUCUUCACAAGCCGGGAAGAUGUCUUAUCGUGUAGGACUGAGUAAGAAGUCACGCAUCGCACCAUUGCUUAAGAUCAUCCGAAAAUAA
Molecule: messenger RNA, 1683 nt
Organism: Pestalotiopsis fici W106-1
Lineage: Eukaryota; Fungi; Ascomycota; Sordariomycetes; Amphisphaeriales; Sporocadaceae
Exons: 1
Coding region: 1-1683 (560 amino acids)
Source: RefSeq, a predicted model, not a curated record